AAUAGUCUGUAUUAAUUUUGAGACACUCUGUAUAUUCCGAAAAAACUCUGUACGAGCUAACCAUUGGCUUAUCCGGAAGCCCCUGCAAAAACCCCACAGUUUUCAUCGAACUUUAGCAAGGAGCACGUGUUGCCUUUUCACAGAAGUAUACACAAGUUUAUAUUUCAUAUUUGCCAUCAACUCCCAGCAAGUGUUGGAAAGCAUUCACCGUUCGCUAUGCCCCCAAAACGUAAAGCAGUGCCAGCAAAGCGUAAAGCACCCACAGGGACUCCAGCCCGAGCGCCAGGGAGAAAAGUUCCCCGCCAUUCCAGAACAGGUACAGGCCCCGCUGCGGACCCGCCACAGGCCCCAGUGGAGGUUUUACCACCACCCCAGGCACGGGCUCAGGACCAGUUCCCCCCAGUGGUUCAGCCCGAAGUCAACAACAACUCGGUGGGCCAGAUUCCGAAGUCUUGCACCGGAGGCGGACCAUUGGCCCACACCUCUACCACCUCACAUUUGGAACAUUUGGAGCAGGAAGCAUCAAGACUUCUGUACAGAUCUUUGGCCCCAAAUACCCACCAGUCUUACAACACCGCUUUAGCAAAGUUCCAUCAGUUUAGGGCCCAGUAUGACUUGGCCCAAAUCUGGCCUCUCAUCAAAGACCGACCAAACAGGCAGGAGCUCGGUUGUGCAAAUUCAACAGCUACCUCAAACUCAUUUCUGUCCAUCAUCAACAAUCAUUCCAUCCUUCCAAGCUAG
Messenger RNA from Magallana angulata, 741 nucleotides. RefSeq lists its product as uncharacterized. The coding region runs from base 217 to 741 and encodes 174 amino acids. The record is from RefSeq and is a predicted model, not a curated record. The transcript is spliced from 3 exons. Lineage: Eukaryota; Metazoa; Mollusca; Bivalvia; Ostreida; Ostreidae.